AACUGCCGCUGUCAACGCACAGUAGCAAACGAACACAGGCGAAAGCAAAAGCGUUGCUGCUCACCACUCAUUUCACUGCAGUCUCGUCUUCAAAUUCCAGACAGUCAAAAUGUCUCUGCUCCCGUUGCUUGUGAAUUUGCAACAGCAACUUCCUACAGUCAUGAAACUGUACGACCAGAACUUCGGAAUGGGCCUCUUGGACGAAGAGCUGCCCCUGGCCUUGCACGGCGGCUACCCCGCCCGUCCCUGGAGGUGCCUUAGUAGCGGCGUGUCCACCGUGGCCCGCAAGAGCAGCGAUUUCCACGUUAAUCUGGACGUGCAGCAGUUCAAACCCAAUGAGAUCAACGCCAGUGUCGAGGACAACUUCCUUAUCAUCGAGGCCAAGCACGAGGAGAGGCAGGACCAGCAUGGAUUCAUCACCAGAGAGUUUGUGCGCAAGUACAAGCUGCCAGAUGACUUGGACAAGACCAAAGUGGACUGUAAGCUCUCCUCUGACGGCGUCCUCACGGUCACAAUCCCCAAAUUGAGCGCGGAGGUGCCCAAGGCCCACAUCAUCAACAUUCAAGUUACCAACCAGCCAGCCCUGCGGACGGAGAAGGGCGAGAAGGAGGAGAAGAAGAGCGAGCAGGAGGAGAAGAAGAGCGCCGAGCAGGGGAAAGAGGAUAAGGCGGAGGGGAAAGAGGAUAAAGCGGAGAAGAAAGCGGAGAAAACGAAAAGUACCUGAAUGGGAAAAUAUUUAUCCCUCAAAAUAGCGACAGCCACAUUUUUCCAAAGGAGAUAUUAAGACUGUGUUUAAAUCAGCAUGGUUAUUUUUAUUCUCACCAUAUAGCAAUUAAAAUUCAACUAUCUCAUAAACUAAUAAGAAGUAAUGAAAUUGUUUUCACUUGUCAUUGCUGCUUGUAUACUCCACAUGAGUUAUUUUUGUGUGGAUUUUGUGUAAGGCUUAAUAAACUAAUAAUUGGGUACAAUA
Cloeon dipterum is the source of this 970-nucleotide messenger RNA. RefSeq names its product alpha-crystallin A chain-like. Bases 110 to 724 code for a protein of 204 amino acids. NCBI's taxonomy places the organism in Eukaryota, Metazoa, Arthropoda, Insecta, Ephemeroptera, Baetidae. The transcript has 3 exons. The record is from RefSeq and is a predicted model, not a curated record. Gene Ontology annotation, cellular component: nucleus; cytoplasm. Gene Ontology annotation, biological process: protein refolding; response to heat.